AUGGAAGACCCAAAUACUGCUGGCAUUGGCUCUAUUGAUGUCGACCUUGAUAACCAAGAGAUACUACUAGCAGCGUCGCAGCAUGACGUCCCGAAGCUGCGCGAGCUGAUCCGUUCUAACCAGAAAGAAGAGAACCCCGCCAAUGUGAAAGAUCCGGAGACUGGGUAUAGCCCUCUACACGCGGCUAUUGCAGCAUGUGAGCCUGAAACGGACAAUGUUACAAAUGGUGAUACUACUGAGCCUGCGACACAUGAGCAAGAGAGCAGUCCUGAAACCGUGGAUGGAGGGGUAAAGACGGUUAAAUUUUUACUGCAAGAAGGAGCUAUAUGGAACGAUUUAGAUGCAAAUGACGAUACUCCUGGGUGUUUGGCGCGACGAUUGGGGCUACAGGAGCUGUAUCAGUUGAUGGUUGAUGCCGGCGUGCGUGCUGAGUUGCUCUUGAACCGACUUGAGGGGUAUGAGCAAUUGGAGGACGAAGAAGAUGAGGGUGAAGAGAAUGUGGUCAACACUACUACGGAGGAAGAAGCCACUGAAACAGAGAAAACAGAAGUAGAAGCAACGACAUGGUGCCCGGAGACCACUACCGGCGAAACAGAAGAACACAAUGUUCAAGAUCCAAGUGUUAGCAACGAUAAUUACUUGAGCUCUGGCCUGACGUUCCAGGAGAGCCGACUGCUUGACGCAGACAAGAACGGAGUGAUGAUGGCGUGGGAAACCGAUAUAAUGGAGAAAUCAGCCAAGGGACUCCUCCCUAAGCCUGGUCUGAAAGUGCUGAAUAUCGGUCAUGGCAUGGGUAUCGUGGACGGCGUCAUCCAAAGUCUAGAACCCAGCGCCCACCAUAUCAUCGAGGCGCACCCGGCAGUUAUCGCAGACAUGAAAAGCAAGGGAUGGCAUGAAAAGACAGGGGUCACGAUACACGAAGGUAAAUGGCAGGAUAUCCUACCGAAGUUGGCCGCAGACGGGGUGAUGUUUGAUGCCAUCUACUACGACACAUUCGCCGAGUCCUACGCGGACUUCCGUGACUUCGCCUCCGAGCAUGUUAUCGCGCUUCUCGAGCCCGAGGGACGAUGGAGUUUCUUUAAUGGUAUGGGGGCCGAUAGACAGAUCAGCUAUGAUGUGUAUCAGAAGGUGGUUGAGAUGGAUAUGCUGGAGGCCGGGUUUGAUGUUGACUGGACGGAGAUAGCUGUACCUUCGUUGGACAGCGAGUGGGACGGUGUCAGAAGGAAGUACUGGGUUGUCGAUAACUACAGACUGCCGAUGUGUACAUACUUGGAUUAG
Arthroderma uncinatum is the source of this 1278-nucleotide messenger RNA. RefSeq lists its product as uncharacterized. The record is from RefSeq and is a predicted model, not a curated record. Gene Ontology annotation, cellular component: nucleus; cytoplasm. Bases 1 to 1278 code for a protein of 425 amino acids. Gene Ontology annotation, biological process: peptidyl-arginine methylation. The transcript has a single exon. Lineage: Eukaryota; Fungi; Ascomycota; Eurotiomycetes; Onygenales; Arthrodermataceae. Gene Ontology annotation, molecular function: protein arginine N5-methyltransferase activity.